Vicia faba (fava bean) is the source of this 878-nucleotide messenger RNA. The record is from the annotation of a GenBank genome assembly. Lineage: Eukaryota; Viridiplantae; Streptophyta; Magnoliopsida; Fabales; Fabaceae.
AUGGAGCAGAAUGGUAACCAUCCUAGUCCUAGAAAGAAAAAAGGAGGGCUUGUCACAAUGCCCUUUAUCUUUGCUAAUGAGGUUUGUGAGAAGUUAGCUGUGGUGGGUUUCAAUACAAACAUGAUAAGUUACCUAACAAAAGAGCUUCACAUGCCAUUAACCAAAGCUGCUAACACUCUCACUAACUUUGGUGGAACUGCAAGCUUGACACCAUUGCUUGGUGCUUUCAUUUCAGAUUCUUAUGCUGGAAAAUUCAUGACUAUUACCGUUGCUUCCAUUAUAUACCAGAUAGGUAUGAUUAGUUUGACAUUAUCAGCUGUACUUUCACAGUUAAGACCACCUCCAUGUAAAGGGGAAGAGGUAUGCCAAGAAGCUAGUUCAGGACAGUUGGCAAUACUCUAUGCAUCACUUUUUCUAAGUGCAUUAGGGUCGGGUGGAAUCCGACCCUGCGUUGUUGCAUUUGGAGCCGAUCAAUUUGAUGAAUUGGAUCCAAAUCAAAAAACAAAAACGUGGACAUAUUUUAAUUGGUAUUAUUUUGUGAUGGGAACAUCUAUACUUGUGGCUGUGACUGUUCUUGUUUAUAUUCAAGAUAAUGUUGGAUGGGGGUGGGGCCUAGGAAUCCCCACAGCGGCAAUGUUUAUCUCAAUUAUUACAUUCAUUGGUGGAUAUAAACUUUACCGGAACUUGAACCCGGAAGGAAGCCCGUUUACCCGACUUCUGAAAGUGGGUGUGGCUGCUUUCCGUAAGAGGAAGAUAUCGAAAGUGCCUAACUCUAAUAUGUUAUACCAAAAUCAUGAACUUGAUGCUGAUAUUGCUUUGGGAGGAAUGCUGCUUCAUUCUGAACAGUUCAAGUAUAUAAUUUCAAAUGUCAAAGUAAG